AUGGCAACCUCCUCUGCGUUAUGGUUAGCUGCCUCAGUGCUUCUCUUGAUUGUCUUCCUACCCAGCUUCAUUCAGCCUUCAGUGCCAAAGGGACUCAAAGCUAUACCUGGUCCAAGAGGCUUGCCAGUGUUUGGCAACACGUUUCAACUCAGUGGCCGCCCGCAAGCCCAAUUGAGGCGAUGGGCGAAGCAGUAUGGUGACCUGUUUCAGCUCCGACUAGGCUAUUACAAUUGGGUCUAUGUCAACGAUCCGGCAGCUGUCAAAGACAUCUUUGAUAAGCAAUCAGCAGUCACUUCUGGGCGAAUACCUGCACCCGCUCUGUCGGAUCUUGUGUCGGGUGGCAAGAGAUUCCUUUUGAUGGGAUACACGCCGGAGUGGAGGAAGUUGCGGGCAUUUGUGCAUAAGCUGUUCACGCCGAAGGCUUCUCAAGUGUUCCUCCCUAGUCAAGAGUUUGAGGCGAAACAAAUGAUCAACGAUAUCUAUCGAGACAGCCAACGUGGCGACGAGACUGCAUUCUACAUGCACGUCCGAAGAUAUACGACUUCGGUCGUGCUGACUUCGACAUAUGGCAAACGGACUCCUGUUUGGGAUUGUGAGAUCAUUCGGGAGGUUUAUGGGAUUAUGGAAGAUUUUGGACGGGCAGCAUCACCCGGAGCCUUUCUCGUGGAUUCCUUUCCGCCGCUGGCGCAGAUCAUCCCAAGGCCUUUGCAAUGGUGGCGAAGAUCGGCAUCACGAUAUCGAAAACGACAGGAAAGACUGUGGAUGAAGCUCUUCAAGGAGCUUCAGAGCGCUAGCGCGGCUGGUACGGCUCCUGAGUGCUUCGUGAAACAACUCGUGGAGAACAAUUUCGAGAAACACGGGAUCGACGAACUGCAGGCAGCCUUCGUUGCGGGAAGUACCCAUGAUCGAGGCGGGAUCCGAAACAACCAGCUCGACUCUGAACAGUGCCAUCAAAUAUCUCGCAGCUUUCCCGGAUGCUCAAUCAAAGGCGCAUGCGAGAUUAGCAAGAUCGUCGGCAACGACAGAUCACCAACAUUCGACGAUGAGAAUAACCUGCCUUACAUCCGAGCGAUGGUCAAAGAAAUACUGCGUUUGCGGCCAACGACGAGCAUCGGGAUCCAGCACUUCACGACAGCGGACGUGCAAUACAAUGGAUACUUCAUCCCGAAGAACACUGCUGUCAGUCUCAACCAGUACGCAUUGCAUUACGAUGAGCGACAUAAAGACCCGGACAGUUUCAUUCCUGAUCGGUUCCUCGAACACCAGUUGAAGGCAGGCGCGUAUGCAGGCGGAGCGGAUCCCUACGAAAGAGAUCAUUAUUCAUUCGGGGUCGGACGCAGGAUAUGCCCUGGAUUGCAUGUUGCUGAGAAUAGUCUAUUUAUUACUCUUGCUAAGUUGCUGUGGGCAUUCGAGAUUCGAGCGCCGCUUGACUCCACGGGCAAACAGUCGUACGUUGACGUUUCAGACAAUGCCUACGAGGAGGGAGCUGGCACCUCACCCACCCCAUACAGGAUGCGAUUCAUUCCCCGCAAUGCGAGGCGAGAGCAGACAUUGCUCACGGAAUGGAAGAAUGCCCAAGAGGAGGGCUACUAUCUCGGGGAUAUUAAGGUGUCUGCUGAUGGCGUGGUACAGAAAGAGAAGGGCGGUCCAUGA
This is a messenger RNA of Cyphellophora attinorum, 1653 nucleotides long. Its product is annotated as Phenylacetate 2-hydroxylase. The transcript has 3 exons. Gene Ontology annotation, molecular function: oxidoreductase activity, acting on paired donors, with incorporation or reduction of molecular oxygen; heme binding; monooxygenase activity. Lineage: Eukaryota; Fungi; Ascomycota; Eurotiomycetes; Chaetothyriales; Cyphellophoraceae. The coding region runs from base 1 to 1653 and encodes 550 amino acids. The record is from RefSeq and is a predicted model, not a curated record.